This is a messenger RNA of Erinaceus europaeus (western European hedgehog), 4124 nucleotides long. It is a transcript of the gene MYBBP1A, whose product is annotated as MYB binding protein 1a. The record is from RefSeq and is a predicted model, not a curated record. Gene Ontology annotation, cellular component: nucleolus. Gene Ontology annotation, biological process: regulation of DNA-templated transcription. Gene Ontology annotation, molecular function: transcription corepressor activity; sequence-specific DNA binding; transcription factor binding. Bases 35 to 4024 code for a protein of 1329 amino acids. NCBI's taxonomy places the organism in Eukaryota, Metazoa, Chordata, Mammalia, Eulipotyphla, Erinaceidae. The transcript has 26 exons.
GGGCCUGCGCUCCGAGCCCACGUGUUGGGAAAGCAUGGCGGAGAUGGAGACCCAGGAAGCCUGUGGAGCCAUGGCUCCGGGAACAGACGCUAAGAGCGGCGCCCAGCCUGACGACCACCAUAGCUUACUGCAGCACAGCCGCGAAUUCUUGGACUUUUUCUGGGACAUUGCGAAGCCGGAGCAGGAGACGCGGCUUGAGGCCACGGAGAAGCUGCUGGAGUAUCUGCGCGCCAGGCCAAAGGGAUCCGAGAUGAAUUAUGCCCUGAAGCGCCUGAUCACCGGGCUCGGGAUCAGCCGAGAAACCGCCCGGCCCUGCUACUGUCUGGCCCUGGCACAGCUGUUGCAGUCUUUUGAAGAUAUUCCCCUGUGCAGCAUUUUGCAGCAGAUAGAAGAGAAACAUGACCUCCAGAAGGUUAAGAAGGCGAUGAUGAGAGCUGCUCUCUUUGCAAACCUCUUUGGGGUGCUAGCCCUCUUUCAGUCAGGCCGGCUGGUGAAGGACUCAGAGGCACUGAUGAAGUCAGUGAAGCUGCUGCAGGUCUUGGCUCAACACUCCAACCACUUGCAGGAGCAGCCCCAGAAGGCGCUGGUGGAUAUCCUCUCUGAGGUCCCCAAGGCCACAUUAAAGGAGAUUUUGCCAGAGGUCUUCAAGGGCAACUUGGAUUCUGUUCUUAGCUCCCCUGAGCACUUGCAGCUCUUCCUCUUGGCCAAGCAAAAGGUGCCGGUGAAGCUCAAGGAGCUGAUGGGGUCUGUCAACCUGUUCUCAGAUGAGAACAUCCCCAGACUAGUGGAUGCGCUGAAGAUGGCCGCCGCCUCUGUGAAGAAGGAAUGCACGCUGCCCACUGUGGCGCUGAACCUGCUCCACCUGGCACUUAAGGAGGACAAGUUCCCGCGGUUCUGGAAGGAAGUUGUGGAGCAAGGACUACUGAAGAAACAGUACUGGCCAGCUAGCUACCUGUGUUUCCGCCUGCUGGGUGCCGCCCUGCCCCUGCUGUCCAUGGAGCAGCUGCAGCUGGUGUUGCGGGGAGACCUGAUCCAACACUAUGGACAACACAUGGUCACUACUAAGCCCUCACACCAGUUCAAGUUUGCCCCGGAGAUGGAGAAGUAUAUGGGUGCCUUCCUGGAAGGCUGCCGGGAUGACCCUGAUCGACAGUUGGCCGUUGUGGUGGCCUUCACUUCCAUCACCAACCAGGGCCUCCCUGUCAUCCCUACCACCUGGCGGGUCGUGCAGUUCCUUAGUGGCCCUGCUCUCAAGGGCUACACAGCCUGGCUGCGGGACAUGUUUCUCCAGCCCGACCUGGACUCCUUGGUGGACUUCAGCACCAACAACCAGAAGAAAAGCCACGACACUUCGUUCCACGGGCCUGGACGAGCUGUGUUCCGGCUGCGAAAAUGGAUCAUCUUCCGCCUGGUCAGCAUCGUGGACAACCUGCAUGUGGAGAAGGAGGAGGUUCUGAUUGAGGAGGUGGCCAGGUUUUGUUUGUUCCACUCCUUCUUUGAAACAAAGAAGCCCACGUCUGAGAUCCCCGAGACUGAGCAGCAGUUCUCCUUCCCUAUGGAGAGCAGUUCCCGGGCAGUAGUCAGCAGCGCCUUCUUCAGCCUGCUCCAGACCCUCAGCACCCAGUUCCGGCAGAUGCCAGGCCAGACCCAGGACAGGCGGCCCUGGACCUACCGCCUGGUGCGGUUUGCAGAUGUGCUGUUGAACCACAGUCGCAAUGUGGCUGCCCUGACGCCCUUCACUAAGCCGCAGCACCAAGCCUGGGACCGGAUGCUGCAGACUCUGAAGGAACUGGAGGCCCUCUCCUCAGAGGCCAAAGCCAAGGCCACUGCCUUCCAGCACCUGCUCCUCCUGGUGGGCAUCCAUCUCUUCAAGUCCCCCACAGAGAGCUGCGACCUCCUCGCUGACAUUCAGACCUGCAUCAAGAAGAGCUUAGGGGAGAGUGCCCACCGGACCCGCUGCAGGGCCACUGACUCCGAGGAGCCAUCAUGGGUGGAGGUGCUGGUGGAGAUCCUGCUGGCCCUCCUGGCCCAGCCCAGUCACCUAAUUCGCCAGGUGGCCCGGAGUGUGUUUGGCCACAUCUGCUCCCACCUGACUCCACGAGCCCUGCAGCUAAUCCUGGAUGUGCUGAAUCCCAAGAAGAAUCAGGAUGAGGAUGAGGACAACGUGGUGGUCACAGACGAUUCCAAGGAGAAGCAGCUAAAGAAUGUGGAGGACCAAAGCUCUGACAGCGAGGACAGAAGCUCAGAGAGUGAGGAGGAGAGUGAGGAGGAGGACCGAGACGGGGAAGUGGACCAGGGCUUCCGGGAGCAGCUGAUGGCCGUGCUGCAGGCAGGGAAGGCGCUGGGUGGAGCGGACAGCGACGAGGAUGAGGAUGAUGAUGCCCUGGGGGACGAGGCCAUGAUGGCCCUGGACCAGAACCUCUCCAGCCUCUUUGCCGAGCAGAAGCUGCGUAUCCAGGCCCGGAAGGAUGAGAAGAGCAAGCUGCAGAAGGAGAAGGUGCUCCGGCGCGACUUCCAAAUCAGGGUCCUGGACUUGAUCGAAGUGCUGGUGACCAAGCAGCCCGAGAACCCCCUGGUCCUGGAGCUUCUGGAGCCGCUGCUGAACAUGAUCCGGCGCAGCAUGCGGACCAGCAGCACAAAGCAGGAGCAGGAGCUCCUGCACAAGACAGCGCGCAUCUUCACCCAUGAUCUAUGCCGGGCUCGCCAUUACUGCCGUGACGUGGGCAACGACAUGGAGGCGCUGUACUCCCGGGUGGAGCGGCUCGUGCAGCAGGCUGCUCACCAGACAGACUCCUGCGUCUCCCUGUACUACUUUAACGCCUCCCUUUACCUGCUCCGGGUCCUGAAGGGCAGCACCAUCCAGAGGAUCCAGGGAAAGGAGAAAGCUGGUACCGACGCCAGCACUAAGCCCACGGACACAGAGGCUACCAGCGGCUUGAAUUUGAAACUCGCAACCCCGAUCUACUCGUUUGCACUGAACUCCUUCCUGACCAAGCGCAAUAGCCCACUCACCAUCCCCAUGUUCAUCAGCCUCUUCUCCCGGCACCCAGUGCUGUGUAAGAGCCUGCUCCCCGUGGUGACCCAGCACAUGACGGGCCCAGCACGGCCCCGCCAUCAGGCCCAGGCCUGCCUGUUGCUCCAGAAGACCCUGCCCAUGCGGGAGCUGAGACAGUGCUUCAAGGACCCUGAUUGGAAGCAGCUGAUUGGCAGAAUUCUAGUAAAGGUCACUGAGAACCUGCGGGCCCUGGGCAAGGCACGGAGCAAGUCAGAGCUGCAGAAGGAACUGUCCUCCUUGGAGCUGCUUAAUACUCUCUUCAGGUCUAUAAAUCAAGAGAAGCUGACCACAGACCUGACCGGCAUCCUGGGCGUGCUGCAGAGCCAACAACCCAGCCUGCAGCAGAGGCUGCAGCAGGGGGAGCACCCGACCGGCUCCAGCCGCCUCUAUGACCUCUACUGGCAGGCCAUGAAAUUCCUGGGAGUCCAGCGCCCCAAAUCAGAAAAGAAAGAUUCUAGAGAAGCCCCGACUGGCACCCAGAACCCUGUUAGCUUGAAGCGGAGGAAAAAGGGAUUCUUGCCAGAGACCAAGAAGCGCAAGAAACGCAAGUCAGAGGAUGCCACACAAGAGGAAGCCAAGCCUGUCACCACCAGUGGGGACCAGCCCCCCAGCACAGGAAAAAUGAAGAAGAGGAACAGGAUGAAGGCUGGGGGCCCAGCCCAGUCCCAGGUGAAUGGAAUGCCUGCCUCUAAGAACCCAGCCCAGACUCCUCCAGCCACAAGUCCUACCCCUGCCAAGGCCCCAAAGCUGCAAAAGAAAAAACAGAAGGUGUCCCAGGUGAAUGGACUCACUCCCACGCCCCCCACAGAGCCUGCUGACAAAAAACAGCAUCAGAAGGCUCUGCCCCCAAAGGAGGUCUCAGACCAGUCACCACAGUCGGCACAACCACGGAAAAAGGCAAAACUGUCCUUGCCUGGCAAGAGCCCGGGUCUCCCCCAGACUGGGCCCAAGAAAAGGAAGUGCACUUGAGAAAGAGAAGCAGGUCCCUGAGCCCCUCACCACCAGCCUAGAGACUUGUUUUCUCAUCAUGAUUUUAAUAAACAGGCACUGUCUGAGGCAUGACCUGGUA